This is a messenger RNA of Macadamia integrifolia, 503 nucleotides long. Its product is annotated as probable disease resistance protein RF9. NCBI's taxonomy places the organism in Eukaryota, Viridiplantae, Streptophyta, Magnoliopsida, Proteales, Proteaceae. The transcript is spliced from 2 exons. The record is from RefSeq and is a predicted model, not a curated record. The coding region runs from base 1 to 408 and encodes 135 amino acids.
AUGAGUUGGGUCAGUGAUGCCAGGAGCAAAGAAGGGUUUCCCAAACUCAGAUCUUUAGUUAUCCGGGAACUUAAUGAAUUGGAGGAGUUUGAUGAGAUACAGGAGGGUACGAUGCAUCGCCUAUAUGAUUUCACAAUUGUUGAAUGCCCAAAUUUAAAGAAGCUGCCCAGUGGCAUUCAGCACCUCAAAUUUCUCCACAAUUUGGAACUUGGAGAUAUGCCUGAGGAUUUGUCCAAGAGACUACGCAACUGUGACAGUGAAGCAAGAGAGGGUGGUGAGGACCAUUGGAUGGUUCAACACAUUCCCAAUAUUUGGAUUACCAAGCGAGAAAUUCUCGACGGUCCAAUCAUCUCCUUUGAAAACAUCGGUCAUGCUGGACACAAGAACAAGGCAAACGAUCAAAGAUAAAGAGUGGAAGGGAAACAAAACAUGUCUGAGCAAAUCAAGUGGAUCAACUUUGGAUUCCCACAAUAAAAAUCUGCUUGAAAGGGAUUGGAUGAAGC